AUGGCGACGUUCGGAUUCUCCGUUGGGGACUUCGUUAGCGCUCUCAAUCUCACCCGGGAACUAAUCCGCGCUCUUAAAGACUCAGUGGGCUCUUCGACUGAUUAUCGCGACCUAAUCAGAGAGCUGCGCAGCCUAAAGCGAGUCUUGACGGAGGUAAAGCGGCUUGACUUGGACGAGAGUCUCAAGCGCCAGCGUGUAGCUGUUGAGCAGGCGGCCUCGCUAUGUCAGAACACAAUCACGGGCUUUCUACGGAAGAUACACAAGUUUGAGCCUUCGUUAGGGGAGAGUGGGUCGGCCGUAAGGCGUUCGAAAUGGCGAGUGUCGCUAAGAAAGAUGGAAUGGGCACUGUAUAAGAAAGAGGAGGUAGCGGCGUUCAGAGCGAGGAUCACAGGCCAUACGUCUGCCAUCAAUAUGCUUCUGUUAACAACUCAGCUAAUAGCGACUGAAGGGGCGACAAGGGAGCAAAAUGACGACCUUCGAGAUCUAAUGACUGAAGUCCUGAAGACCAACCUCCAAACCUACGAGCUGGUACUAAAAAUGCAGACAGCCAUACCACCGCAGGUCGAGCGGCAACAACCAGUCUAUUUUCUGGAUGCUUGUGGCCAGCUCGCUCCGUUCCAUCUUGAAUUCAUCUCCUCAACUGAGGCUUUUCUUGCGGUUUUGAAAGUAAAGUUUCGAGAUCGUGGAGCUCGUAAGAUCGAGAGGUCUGAGUUUGUUCUCGAGGAUACUAUCACUAAUCGGGAAAUCGACCUCAGGAGGCCGUGGGAUAUUUGUUUCAGACCUGGGCAGCGAGUGUCCAUGAGCAUGUGCUUCAACGACUUCAAUGCCAACAUUGAAUGCCCUGCAUGCCACACAUCGAUAUCUGCUCAAACAGAUCAAGCAAUAGAUUGGUGAGUACACUCUUCCCCGUUGUCAAAGAUUGAAGCUCACCGUGUAAUCCUCUUUGCGGCGUUCAUUUCCGCCGCGUAGAAAAUGCGGAUGGCCUUGAAGAUGAUGCCUAUGGAAGAGCCC
Messenger RNA from Mytilinidion resinicola, 1011 nucleotides. RefSeq lists its product as uncharacterized. The record is from RefSeq and is a predicted model, not a curated record. The coding region runs from base 1 to 894 and encodes 297 amino acids. The transcript is spliced from 2 exons. NCBI's taxonomy places the organism in Eukaryota, Fungi, Ascomycota, Dothideomycetes, Mytilinidiales, Mytilinidiaceae.